UGUCGGGGACGGCCCAGUGUUGCUCCCUCUCUGGAGAGUGGCCCGGACGGCGAGUCCUGCAGCCCCGGCCUUCCUGCAGGCGUUUCCUCCACUCAAGAUCAAUCCAUGUGCCCUGUCCUGGGCCGGCCUGCUGCAAAUCUGCUCUUCCCUUCCCAGUUUGGGAGACAGCCCCCCCAAACUUCUCAGGGGUCACUUUCCUGCCUAUUAGGCCUUGCAGCUAGCAGCUAGUGUUUUGGUCGGCUUUUUGGGCACGGUCCGGGUGGCAUGGAGCGUCCCAUUUGUUGUAGCAGGGAGCAUGAGGUCUUAGUCACCUUAGCUCCCACGAAGGCACCACAUCUUUGAACCCCCGCCUCCUACCCUACAGCCUGGUGCCCCAGGCACUGUGGGUACAGACUCACCCUGCCUCUGCCCCUGCCCUGGAUCACUGCCUCACCUUCCAGAAUGACCCUCCUGCUGGACAAGCAACUUUGCUGUCCUCUGUUAGCAGUCCUCUGGUACCCGAGUAUCCGAUGCAACGUUCCUCUUGGCAGCUCCAAGGAGACACUCCAGAAAAAGAAUGCCGUCCUCUCUGGGUCCCUCAUACUUGCCCCCCGGGGACCCUGAGACCUACCUCGAGGGACCUGAAGGUGCACGGCUGCGUUUCCGGGGAUUCUGCUACAAGGAGGUGGCAGGGCCCCGGGAAGCACUGGCUCGGCUCCGCGAGCUGUGCCGGCAGUGGCUGCGUCCCGAGUCCUGCUCCAAGGAGCAGAUCCUGGAGCUGCUGGUGCUGGAGCAGUUCCUGGGCACACUGCCUCCUGAGAUCCAGGCCUGGGUUCAAAGACAACAGCCAGGCUGCCCCGAGGAGGCUGCUGCCUUGGUGGAAGGGUUGCAGCAGGACCCUGGGCAGCUGCUGGGCUGGAUCACAGCCCACAUCUUGAAGCCAGAGGUGCGACCUGCAGUCCAGGAGACAGAGGCAUCUUCUGGGAGCUCUCAGCCCUCAGUGACAGUGGGCCUCUGUGGAACAGCCCCAGGGGAGGGCCCGCCAGACACCCGGAUGGAAGAGUCUGCCCAGCUCAACUGCAGUGUGAAGGAGGAACUCAGUGUGGAUGGGCAGGAGAUGGCCCCUGUCAGCCCCCUACUUCUGGCCCCAUCAUCCAAGCGCCACCUGCAGCACCGAGAAUCAGCCUCCACAUCGUUAGAAUCAGUCAGGACUCAGGAGCAGUGGGCCUUGCUGGACCCAUCACAGAAGGAGCUCUACUGGGAUGCGAUGCUGCAGAAGUACGGCUCUGCGAUGUCCCUGGGGCUGCCGGACCGGGAAUCGAACCCUGACCGGGAGCUGAGCCCACGCCGCCCCCAUCAGGACCCCCCCGAGCCUCGCAAGCCCUAUAUGUGUGCACAGUGCGGCUGUGGCUUUGACUGGAAGUCGGUCUUUGUGAUGCACCGGCGCUCACACACGCGUGCCCCGGAGCCCAUGCCACAGCCCUGUGCGUCCCGCAGCAUUCCACGCCACACACCAGGUCAUGCCUGUCAGGACUGUGGCCGAAGCUUCAGCUGGAAGUCACAACUGGUCAUCCACCGCAAGGCGCAUGCCGGCCAGCGUCGUCACACCUGCGGAGAUUGUGGCCGUGCCUUCGACUGGAAGUCGCAGCUGGUCAUCCACUGCAAGGGCCACCGGCCUAAGGCACCAUGAAGAGCAGCCACUCCCGAGGUGGAUGGAGGUCAGGACUGUGCUGACAGUACUUGGGCACCGCAGUGGCCACCCAGGCCCUGCUGCCUACUCAGGCCGCAGUGAACACUGACUGCCUCUGUGUUCCAGCACUUCCUGCUGGUGGUGCAGCUCCUGGGCUGUGUGUGGAAGGUGGCAGAAAACCCCAAAAGCACAGCUGGCUUUUGUUCCGAAUAUGGCCUUCUUGUCACCUGUCCCUUCCUGGAUAUUGGUGACCAGAGGAGAAUUUGCCUGGAGCACCUCACAAAUGGCAAGAGAUAAUGCUCAAGCCAGGAAGUGGCUUCAAAGCGGAAAGUAUGCUACUUGAGGUAGCAUAAGGCGAACAGCAGACAAACCAGGACACCACCCACCUGUGAGCAGCCACUGUUCCUUUGUUUUGGUUUCUUUUACCAAACUUACUGUAUUAGGGUGUUCUACACUCUGCUCCUGCAUAUUUAUGAUUUUCCGUGCCCUACUUUUAACCUUGAGUUGAGCAUGUAUUUUUUAAAUUAUUUCUCAGUAGUUAGUAUGGUAUGGUACACAUGUAUGAAGCCUUACACAUGAUAGUAAGAGGUCACCUCGAGGACACCUGGGGCAGUUCAUGUGGAUGCUCCGCUGGGUGUAGGAUGCUCAGCCCCUGCCUAGUCAGGGUGUGGCCCCUCUACAUUUAGGGCUCCCUUUCAGUUAGGUGAGCCCUUCUCACACUUGGUCCACUUCCCAUUAUCAAAAAGAUCCUGGCACAGUUAACUGUCCUCUGCCACCUGCAGAAAAGCACUACCUGCACUAGGCAAGCAGUGCCAGAGAGCUGCCCCCUCGGUCUACUGCCUUCCUGUAGUCCCUCAGUAGUACUGACUCCCAAGUGGGUAACUUAUGUUUGGCAAAGGGCUCUGGACUUUGCAUGCUAGGCCAUCACUGAACUACACCCUAGUGCUGUUUCUGUGAGACAUUUUGAGGCAGGGUCUCACUAGGUUGCCUAGGCUAGCCUUGCUCUUGGGAUCCCCCUGCUUUAGCAUCCUUAGUAGUCAGGAUUACACAUUAGGUGUCUAACAUAAAUUACACUUUGAAAAUGGGAAAGUAUCUGAAUAAGAAUUCUUAUUUCUCACUUCUGCUGGCCAGAAAAAUUAGCAGUGUGUGCUCGUUGCCUGACAUCUCAGAGACAUGCAGGUGUGAGGGGCCAGCCCCAGUGUCUGUCUCUGGCCCCCAGCCCACCUUACUGAUUGGUCAUCCACAUCCCUACCAGCCCCAGUGACCUUUGAGCUCUUAAGGUUGGGUUUGCAUGGCCAAGGAGG
Molecule: messenger RNA, 2973 nt
Organism: Octodon degus (degu)
Lineage: Eukaryota; Metazoa; Chordata; Mammalia; Rodentia; Octodontidae
Gene: Znf446
Product: zinc finger protein 446
Exons: 6
Coding region: 557-1669 (370 amino acids)
Biological process (GO): regulation of DNA-templated transcription
Source: RefSeq, a predicted model, not a curated record